ACAAAAGCGCAGACACGGGAAGAGAGAAAGACAAAAUCCCUGUUCUUCCUCUUCCUUCCUUCAAAUUUCCGCAUUCAUAUAUCUCUCCAUUUUCAUUUUCUGUAUCAUAUUCCGGAUAUAUUUGAAUUACUAAUUUCGUAUUAGCUGGUUGAUUUAUUGAUGCUGAAGAAAGAUAUUUGAAGGAUUUAAAUAAAAGCACCGCAGCAUAUGAUUUUCAAAUAAGAAACUCUGAGGUUUCUGCUUGAGGACGUUCCCGUGAUUUGAAGCAUGUUCUGCUGUGGAGAUGCAGAAGAGGAGAGCGGUGGUCCACCUUCUAAUCAAUAUACCGCGCCUCCUAGAGGAGGACCUCCUAGAGGGGGGACAGGAGGCAGUAAUAGAGGAGAACCAAGAGGUUCUGGGAUGGUAAGAGGUGGAGGUGCAAACAAAGUUUUACCUAUUGAAACACCAGCUUUGUCGCUAGAUGAGUUGAAUAAGAUAACUGGUAACUUUGGCACAAAAUCUUUGAUCGGAGAAGGUUCCUAUGGACGUGUUUUCUAUGCAAAGUUGAACAAUGGAACAAGUGCUGCAAUUAAGAAGCUUGAUACUGGUUCUUCCCAAGAGACAGACUCUGAUUUUACAGCGCAGCUUUCCAUGGUAUCGAGACUCAAGAAUGAUCAUUUCACAGAGUUGAUUGGUUAUUGCUUAGAGAACAAUAAUAAAAUUGUGGCAUAUCAGUAUGCCACUAUGGGAUCCCUACAUGAUGUAUUACAUGGGAGGAAGGGUGUACAAGGAGCUGAACCGGGUCCUGUUCUUAGUUGGAGCCAAAGAGUUAAAAUUGCUUAUGGUGCAGCGAGAGGCCUUGAGUUUCUACAUGAAAAGGUUCAGCCUCCAAUUGUACAUCGUGAUGUCAGAUCCAGCAACGUCCUUCUGUUUGAUGAUUUUGUAGCUAAGAUUGCCGAUUUCAGUUUAACAAGUCAGUCAUCUGACACAGCUGCUCGACUGCAUUCAACUAGAGUCUUGGGAACAUUCGGCUAUCAUGCUCCAGAGUAUGCCAUGACAGGGCAGAUAACCCAGAAAAGUGAUGUUUACAGUUUCGGGGUGGUUCUUCUCGAGCUUUUAACAGGAAGGAAGCCAGUUGAUCACACAAUGCCCAAGGGACAGCAGAGUCUUGUUACUUGGGCAACUCCGAGACUGAGUGAAGAUAAAGUAAGGCAGUGUGUGGAUCCCAAGCUGGAAAACGAUUUUCCACCAAAGGCAAUUGCUAAGAUGGGAGCAGUUGCAGCACUUUGUGUUCAAUAUGAAGCUGAUUUUCGACCAAACAUGACAAUUGUUGUUAAGGCUCUACAACCACUUCUGAACUCGAAACCAGCAGGCCAAGAGUCUAAUGCAUAGAAAUGUACACUACCAAUGAACUGUGUAACUUACAAAAAUGUUGCAAUGUGAAAUCAACAUCUGAGAACCACAAUGGUAAACAAAGUCCGGUGAAGUUACACGACUGCCUCCCCAUGAUAAUUUCAUUCUGAAUACGUAGCAACGUCAUAUGUUAGCGUUAAAGAUAGCUUGAGAUCUCUCAGAAAAUCAUCGAAAAAUGUACACUAUUUUCAACUGUAUUGUAAUUUGUACAAUAUUGUAAGAAAAUGCAUUAUCCAUUGUUAUUUUUCUUGCA
This is a messenger RNA of Daucus carota subsp. sativus, 1645 nucleotides long. Its product is annotated as probable protein kinase At2g41970. Gene Ontology annotation, molecular function: protein tyrosine kinase activity; ATP binding. The coding region runs from base 268 to 1371 and encodes 367 amino acids. The transcript is spliced from 8 exons. The record is from RefSeq and is a predicted model, not a curated record. NCBI's taxonomy places the organism in Eukaryota, Viridiplantae, Streptophyta, Magnoliopsida, Apiales, Apiaceae. Gene Ontology annotation, biological process: protein phosphorylation.